AUGGAUUCGUCUUUGAUUAUUUCAUUGUCGUCUAGCUUCAAACAAGUUCCUCCAACAGCUGUUCCUGCUUUUCUCGACUGUGUUUUAAGCUCUACAAGCGUAUCUCCCUCGACCCUCUUCGAAUCACUCAUCGACGAAUUUCCGAUUCGUUUCGAGAAAACGAUAAAUGUGGAGAAGAAAUUCGAUUCUGAUGAAUGCUUUCACAUUGCUUCAUUGGUUUCUGGGCUUUCUCAUCUACUAAAGAAUUUUGGUUUUGGUAGUGAGGAUAAUCAUAAUGCGUUACAGUUAUUUGUGUGGAGAGUGUUUAUUCCACUUAUGAAGAUGGUUCGUGCGUAUGAUUUGGAUAUGCUUAAUAAGAUUGUAGAAUCGUUCUUUGAUGUAGUGAUCGAGACUCGUGUAUUGGAUACGUUGGGAGUGAGCUUGGUGCCGUUUUUACUGAGAUCAGUUGGUGUUUCUAUGGGAAUGAUUCGACACGGUGAAUCAGAUUUCGUCGAAUGGGGCGAGCUGUUACUUCGUGAUUCUUUGAAUACAGUUAAUAUGGAUGAAAGCUACAUUGCGUCUUUGUCUGGAUCAUUUCCGAUUCCCCUGUCGUGCCAUCUCCUAAAUUUGAUACUGAAUGCUGUGUUUCAAAGUAACCAAGCAGCUCCAAAUGUGGAAAGUUUUGCGGUUGGUAUACUUUGGAAUUUGUGUAAUACGACUGAGCGGCUUUUGUCACAAAGCGUAGAGCAUCGUUCGUGUGCUGUUAGUUUCCUCCUCCCUGCUAUUUUCAAGGCAUUCUCUUUUCAGUCCUCUCUGAAUAUAUCACAUAAUGGAAAUAUAUACAAACUUUCAAGGAAUGGCUUCAAGAAAAGAAUCUGGGAAUGCUGCAAGAAGCUGUUCUCUGUUGGAUCGAUAGAGAGAAGGGAUGCUUACAGUGUCCUCUCUUUGUGUCUUUCUUCUGGCUCUUGGACGGACGGAACCACCGAAAGUUUUGUUUCAGAAAAAGAUCCUGUCGAAUUUGACUUGAGAUCCGAACAAGAGUUUUGGGAUGAAAUCAAGAAAGGCUUGGUUGUCGAUGAGAGCUUAGUGAGGAAGCAGUCAUUGCAUAUACUCAAAUCAAUUUUAUCCAUAAGUGAAGUGAGUAAGAAGAAGCCCGAAGAGAAUUCAGUUCAUCGUGCUAUGACAAAAAAGGAGACCUGGGCGGAAAAGGAAGCCAAGUCACUCGGUGUGGGAGAAUUUUAUGGCUCUGUUGACUCUGGGUUGACUAGUCAGCAGCAGUGGCAGGCUUUUGUGCUCUUGUAUGAGAUGCUUGAAGAGUACGGCACUCAUCUUGUAGAAGCAGCAUGGAGUAACCAGAUUGAUUUGUUAAUAAAAUCGUCUCACCAAAGUUACAUGGAAACUCCAGAUGAAGAAACUGAAAUAUUUAAUUGGUUAGAGGUUCUUUGGAAUCGGGGCUUUCGUCAUGAUAAUCCUCUAGUCAGGUGCACGGUCAUGGAAUCUUUUUUGGGGAUCGAGUGGAAAAAUCACAAAACAUGUACACAAUCAAUGUCCCAAACUUUCGUUCUUGGGCCUUUCGUAGAGGCUUUGAAUGAUUCUGUACACCACAAGGAUUUUGGGCUGAAAGGAAUCUACACAUCAAGAACAAUAGAAGGUGCAGCUCAAUUUGUGUGUGCGUACACAAGUUGCCUCAACCCAAGGAAUCGGGUUGGAUUUUUGAUCAACCUGGCAUCUCUUGCAAAGAAACAGUCUUUUGGUAGGGCUGGAUUUAUGGCUCUCGUACAAUGCAUUGUUUCUACAGCAUAUGUGGUUGGAGGAAACGGGAACAAGGAAACAGAGCAUAUCGAAGAUAUAUUCUCCGGGAGUCCCCAUGAACCUUCGAGUGAACAUUUAAGCCAAGAUGAUAUGGCACAUAUACUGGAUGUCUUGAAAUUUGUUGCAGAGAGCAGCAGACAACAUUUUAAUCAUAAAUACCGAAUUCGAGUUUAUCAAAAAGUGUUGGAAACUGCUGCUUCAGUGGUGACCCUUUGUCAUGUUCCUCUUGGAACACUAUUGCAGUUUGUUUCAGCAAUACCUCGGGAGUUUACUGACCGUAAUGGCUCAUUGCGGAAAAUGAUGCUAGGAUGGCUCCAAGGGUGCAACAGAAAGACUUCUAACAGUUUUUGUACUGAUGGCACUCGUCUUCUGGGGAGCCUUUAUGAGUAUCUGAAAGGAUUUGUUAGUGAUCAUGUUGAAGGUUUUGAUGAUGAAGACUUGGAGGCAUGGGAAUCCCAAACAAAAAGAUGGGCAAGAGUAUUUUUCCUCGUAAUUAAUGAUGAAGAACAUCUCACUGAUAUCUUAAUGUUUGUGCAAAAUAGUGGCGCUGAAUUUUUCCAAGAGAAGAACCAUUUAGCACAGGCACCCGCUAAGUUUUUAAUCUUUAUUCUGAGUAUGCUUUUAGAGCUCCAGAACAUGCAAGAUGGAAUUUCUGAGCUUAGUUCUUCGGUGAAAAGCAACUCAUGCAUGGGCUCUGUUGAGAAAACUGGCAAGCAGAUCGUUGUCAGUUCUUCAUGCAUUAUUGAAAAGUUUGCUGUUGUUCUCCUAUCGAUACUGAAGGAGCUGAUUUCAUUUGCUGAUUCAUCUUGUUCGAUAUUCUGGUCUCACACUACUGUGGAGAAUGGUGCUCUGUCUGGUUCUGUCAUAGGAAAACUAGGGGGUCCAAGUCAACGCCGGCUAUCUGUUCCUACUACAACAGCUGUACUUGAAGCUGUAACGUCUGUAAAAAUUAUUGGGUUUAUCUCGUCAUACUGUGCUCAAGUCACUAGUGGUGUUGGUGAACUCAAAUUAGCGUUGGCUUUCUUUUGGAAGUUCAUCCAGCAUACCAUAUCAUCUCAAAUUUGUAAUUCUGAGGCUGCUGCUGAGAUCUAUCUUGCAGCAUUUGAAGCGCUAGCUUCGGUACUGAACGCAUUUGUGUCCUUGUGCUCAGCUAGAGCUUUCAACCUUCUAGAAUACGACAAUACGUUAUUAACCAUGGUAGAUGGUGAAUUUUGGAUACAAGCUUCGGUUCCAGCUUUCCUCAAUAACAUUAACCAUCUUCUCACAGCAGGACUUCUGGUAAGAAGUAGAAGGGCAGUUCUGCUUAGCUGGAAGUGGCUUUGUGUGGAGUCUCUAUUAUCAGUCAUGCAUAUUCUUGAUGCCAGACGUAUUCCAGGGGAUAGAACGUCUUUCUUCUCAGAUGAUACGGUCCAAAGCAUCUUUCAUGAUAUUGUAGAAAGCCUCGAAAAUGCUGGGGAGGGUUCUGCUUUGCCUAUGCUGAAAUCUGUCAGGCUCGCUUUGGGGAUACUUGCGUCUGGGAAAUCAUCUUUGGAUGGUUUCCCAGUUGUGGAUACUCAGACGAUGUGGCAGUUGGUCAAAUCAUGCUGGAUAUUGCAUAUCAGCUGCAAGAAAAGGAGGGUUGCACCCAUUGCUGCCCUUCUAUCUUCUGUGUUGCAUUCUUCUUUGUUUAGUAAUAAAGAUAUGCACAUAGCUGAAGAUGGACAUGGUCCGUUGAAGUGGUUUGUUGAAAAAGUACUUGAGGAAGGUCAAAAAAGUCCACGCACAAUUCGUCUCGCGGCCUUGCACUUAACAGGACUAUGGCUCAUGUACCCUAGGACGAUAAAAUACUAUAUUAAAGAAUUGAGGCUUCUGACUCUCUAUGGUUCUGUUGCAUUUGAUGAGGAUUUUGAAGCUGAAUUAUCUGACAAUAAUGAUGCAAGAACUGAAGUGUCAUUAUUGGCAAAAAACCCAGACCCUGAACUGACAGAAGUUUUUAUCAAUACGGAGUUGUAUGCACGUAUCUCGGUUGCUGGUCUGUUUGAGAAGCUGGCUAAUUUGGCCUAUUUGGUCAAACCAGCAUCUCAAAAUCAAGAUUAUCAGGAUGCUCUUGUGGCUGGAAAAUUGUUUCUAGUGGAGCUUCUUGAUGCAGCGGUGCAUGAUAAAGACUUAGCAAAGGAGCUUUACAAGAAGUAUAGUGCUAUCCAUAGAAGGAAAAUACGUGCUUGGCAGAUGAUAUGCAUUAUGUCAAGAUUUGUCAGUAAAGACAUUGUUGGCCAAGUUAUGGAGAACUUGCACAUAUGCUUACAUAGAAACAACCUGCCUGCAGUUCGACAAUAUCUGGAAACAUUUGCCAUCAACAUCUACCUGAAAUUUCCAGCAUUGGUUAAAGAGCAGUUAGUUCCUAUUCUAAAAAAUUAUGACACUAAAGCUCAGCAAGCUCUCUCGUCCUAUGUCUUCAUUGCAGCCAAUGUCAUCCUUCAUGCUGAAAAGAUAGCUCAACAGAUACAUUUGAGAGAACUUCUUCCACCAAUAAUACCAUUAUUAACUUCUCAUCAUCACAGCUUACGUGGUUUCACUCAGUUAUUAGUGCACCGAGUACUCUUUAGACUGUUUCCACCUGUGGAAGCAACAUCCUCUCAGACAAAAUCGUUGGAGGAACUUUCUUUUGAGAAUUUGAAGUCAUACCUGGACAAGAAUCCUGAUUGUUCGAGAUUGCGAUCAUCAAUGGAAGGAUAUCUUGAUGCCUAUGAUCCCAGCACAUCUGCUACUCCGGCUGGUGUUUUUGUCAAUCGUGUUGAGGAAAGUGAGUUUGAAUGUGUACCAACAUGCCUCAUGGAUAACGUGCUUUCUUUUCUGAAUGAUGUUAGGGAAGAUCUCCGUGCUUCCAUGGCAAAGGACAUAGUUACCAUUAAGAAUGAAGGCUUCAAGAUAGAAGAAGAGUCUAACCGUCCGUUGGUCAUGUCCAGACCCAUUGAAGAAAGGCUUUCCGAGCCAUCGUCAUUAGAUUUCCAGAAAAAAAUUACUCUAUCCAAACUUGAGAAGCAAGAUGCUAGCUCAACUUCUGUGCUCCAAAAUGGGGAAACUUACAAGCGGCUCUUUGAAAUGGAAAAGGAAGACGAGCUCGUGAGCCAGCUCUUACGAUCUAGAAGCAUGGAGGUCGAAAGGUUGAAAUCUGGUCGGCAGAGUUUGAUACUAGUGGCUUCAUUGCUUGAUCGUAUUCCUAAUCUUGCUGGAUUAGCCCGAACAUGCGAGAUAUUUAAAGCAUCAGGUCUUGUUGUUGCGGAUGCAAACAUAAUACACGACAAACAGUUCCAACUAAUCAGCGUGACUGCUGAGAAAUGGGUUCCAAUCAUGGAAGUCCCGGUGAAUAGUUUGAAACUGUUCUUGGAGAAAAAGAAACGAGAAGGCUUCUCGAUCUUGGGACUGGAACAGACAGCUAACAGCAUUUCACUGGACAAAUAUCAGUUCCCAAAGAAGACGGUUUUGGUCCUUGGUCGCGAAAAGGAAGGCAUACCAGUGGAUAUAAUCCAUGUACUGGACGCUUGUAUCGAAAUCCCACAACUUGGAGUUGUUAGGUCCCUCAACGUUCACGGGUUCGAUAGCGAUGGCUUGGAGUAUGCACCUCCCAUGUGGAGAGGGACCAGCUUGCAGCUUCACCACAUAGAGAAAUACAAUAGGGAAGGUCCUUUGAAUCGCCGGCCUGCCUCGUAUUUUGUAACUUUGGUCGCAGAGGAUCCUUCUACACAUUCCCUUGUACCUUUUCAGACUAGUAGUCACGAACGUUCAAAGCGCAAGUUCCGUGUCGGCUUUUAUAUUGCUAGACCUACAGGGUCGUCCAAGGGUACGCGUGAGCAUGAUCCAGCUCUCUACGAUAUUACCUUGCCUAAAUGGCAAUCAGAUAUUGAUCAAAAACAUUUCUACUUGGUGCAGGAAGCAGAGCUGAAAGAAAAUGAAUGGAUUCGCCUCUAUUUGGAACUCGGAUUCCUCUCAACCAAUAUUCAGAUUACCAAUCCUGAGCUGUCCGAUUUGAAGAUUGUGGAGGUGAUGGUAGAAACUGAGGAAAACGUGAAUGAGAGACUUAAGGGGUUUAAAGAUGCAAUUUUCUACAUUAAGUACGUUCAAGACUUGGGAGAGGGUCAUGAGGUUUGUAAGCGCCGAGCUAUCAUUAGAAGAACUGUGGACGUGAGAACAGAACACAUGAGUCUCUUUGGCGAUUACUGUCUGGAAAGCGAGAUCGAUUCGAAGAAUGAAGCUUCUAAUAUAAUAAGUAGUAGGACAAGAUCCAUCUGA
Arabis nemorensis is the source of this 6060-nucleotide messenger RNA. NCBI's taxonomy places the organism in Eukaryota, Viridiplantae, Streptophyta, Magnoliopsida, Brassicales, Brassicaceae. The record is from the annotation of a GenBank genome assembly.